AUUGAGGUUUGCACUACAAUUCCAGUUCUGCACUGGGGCAGUCGGUUUGUUGACUCCUCCGGGAACGCGUACGGGGCUUUGGAUUGGUUUUAAUUUUAGUUUAUUCUACAAGUAAUAAAAUUGUCGUCAAUUAUCAGAUAACGGAAAGCACCAUUCCCCUCCGAACUAGCAAAUAUGGCAUCAUGGGGGCCAUUAAUCGGUGGUGCUUCUACCUCGACCACCACCUGUAGCAGUAAUACCCGCCUGACCCGCGCCUCCAGCAAGGGUGGAGCCGUUGGGUUGUUCAGCGAUACGCUUACAGCCGCACUUGGCAAACGGAAGAAUCGUUUCAAGGAACUCACCGAAGAGCUCAAUCACCGAAUCAAUAAGGAGGAGAAAGAGGAACCCUACCAAAAGCCACUGUUCAACACGGAGAAAAUUCACCGCAUCAUGGAACGAGUGAUCGAGAAACAGUUCAACGUGGACGAGGAGGAGAUGCGUUACAUUUACGACCCGUCGAAAAACCUGCAAAUGUGUCAGAAUAUAUCCAAGCAGAUCAAGGACCGAAUUAAGAAUAUGAACUAUAAAAGGCAUCGGAUCAUUAGUUUGGCAACCAUUGUCGAGAAGCAACAGCAAGGAGUGCAUUACAAGAUGAAAUACAUAUUGGAUCCCAAGAUGGAUGACUACAUUCGGCACUAUCACGAGACGCCUCACUUUUAUGUGAUUGCAACGGUUAUUCUUGUGCACAAGGAUUAAGUGCUUUAUAGGCUAUAUUCGACCUGCGAGCUAUAUCAUAUGAUACAAAGUAGCUUGAUGUUGAAAUUCAGACAUCAAAAUGUCACUAGGCAUAACGUAUAUGAAGUUUCAUAUCGAGAUACAGUUUAUCAAGUGAUAAACAUAUAGGUGCAGUUAAAAUUCAAAAUGUGUGUUUAUAUUAUGUCCUACCCA
Messenger RNA from Armigeres subalbatus, 927 nucleotides. RefSeq lists its product as uncharacterized. Bases 175 to 735 code for a protein of 186 amino acids. Gene Ontology annotation, cellular component: cytoplasmic dynein complex; cytoplasm. The record is from RefSeq and is a predicted model, not a curated record. Gene Ontology annotation, biological process: microtubule-based movement. The transcript is spliced from 3 exons. Lineage: Eukaryota; Metazoa; Arthropoda; Insecta; Diptera; Culicidae. Gene Ontology annotation, molecular function: dynein intermediate chain binding.